GCGGUGUCGGACGACGAAGCAGCACUUCAGUCUUCGACCCGUCUCCGAAGGCGCAGUAUACUCUCAACGAGCUUGACAAUGGCAGACACGCAAGAUCCCAGCGUAAGGGCUCCUGAUCAUUUCAAGCCGUUCGGCCUCUCAGGAGCUCGUCGCGGACAAGCAAGUGAGAACUGGCGAGACCGCGACGAGUACGAGGAUGAUCGACCCGGAGAAGAGCUCGGAGAGGAAGCACGCGUGUGGCAUGUCCUCUUUGACGAAGGCACGAGGCGCGAUGCCAAGGCCUUGCAGGGUCUGCGUGAUCAUCUAGAUGUUGAUCUCGUAUUCUCUGGACUAUUCGCUGCUGUCGUCUCAGCAUUCGUCGUUCAGUCGUCUCAAGCACUGCAGCCUGACCAUGCCAAGAUAGGCGUGGCCCUGUUAUCCGAAUUAAUUGCCCUUCAAAGGGCUGUGACGAACGGAUCCCCGGUGGUGGAUGUUCCAUCUGCCAGAGUCACACCGGAUACUGUGACUGCGACAGCCCUGGACUAUUGGACCAAUCGACUAUGGUAUCUCAGCUUGCUACUAGGCUUGUUAGCUGCAUUCUUGGCUUUCAUUGUAAGGAGCUGGCUCUACGCAUACGACACCGAAGUGUAUGGCUCACCAAGGCGUCGCGCUCUUGUUCGACACUAUAGACGCGUCGGCUUAGAGCGCUGGAACGUCAGUCUGAUUGUGCUCCUUCUCCCGACAAUGCUUCACGCCUCCAUGCUGUUAUUCUUCAUCGGGCUGGGCUUUUACCUCAACCUGUUUGAUGCACCUAUGUCAUAUUUUGUCACUGCACUCACGGCGAGUUUUUACUGCUUCUACCUUUGGUCAACCUUCAUGCCGGUCUUCAAUCCUCAAUGCCCGUAUCGAUCGCCACUAACAGACUGGGUGUACUGGGUUAAGUCUGUUCUAGCUUGGAUAUACACAGCGCUCCUGUGCCAAUCUCGAGGCACAAUGAAGACCCUGAAGACGUCAGCCGACCACGAAUGGGAGGCAGUGUUAGAGUGCUCAACGACUCUGACACCUAAUAGUCUGGAAAGGGCCAUGCGGGAGUCUCCUUCGUCCUUUGUUGCUCUCGUCAUCAUACAGGCUUCGUCCUGCUUCGUUCUUGGUCGAAACUAUGACCAAAAUCAAUGCAUCUACAAGGAUGAUCCCAACUACGCACUCUUCAGUCAAGUCUUGAACUGGCUGUACGGCGCCUUGUACUCUCGACCAACGAUAUUCGAGUGGGAGCUAGGUCGGGAGAACGAGCUCCAGCGCCUGGCGUGCUGUCUCUUGCUCGUCCCAGUGGCCAAGCUCAAGACGACACUCGGCACUCGGCAGUACUACAUGUGCGGCAUACGCAUCUGGACCGCGUUGAAGCAGGCAAUCAUGUCGCGCGAGGUCACGGACACUGCUGCACCGGCCUUGUGCGCGACCGUCUUCGCGCUCGGGCAAAGGCUCAAGACUCUCGACCACCAAUAUAACGUCCCCCUCAAUUGUGCUCUGCAGCAGAGGAUGAUCGAAGUCUACGUGGUGAUGGCCCAACAGACCCCGCACACGCGUCUGCGUCUGCGACCCGUCGUGUGGGAGGGUAUGCUCGAUUCCUUGAGGAGUCGUCACCCACUGGCAUCCACGGAGAUUUGCGUUCCCUUCGCGCUUGUGCUGUGGCGUAGUCUCAAUUGCAGCACGAUUUUCCCGGCCAAAGACGAAUCGCUCUGGAACACGCCGUCGUCCACUAUCAUGACUUUGCAAGCUUGGCUUUGUGCGACGAAGCAGACCAGCCUCGUAACGCAGGUCGUCAUGCAUCGCUUUUUCUGCCGCGCUUCGUGCAAGGUGCCUGCGCCCCCCGACGAUCACCUCUCAAGCGCAUACGAUGCGUCGACUAUCAGCAGCACCUCCAUCGCGCAGAGGGACAGUGCUUGGCUGCACAUGGCAUGCCGUGCUAUCGACCUGUAUGUUCAGACUGACGAGGCAAGCAGAGGCGCGGCUUUCAGCGACCAUCUUGGGUUCUUGGCCGAGCAGUUGAUCUCGACGCUCGCCACCAACCUGAGAUACGGUCCCCUCGACACCGCCUUGCAGACUGUCGAACGUCAGUGUGUCUCUUACCUCUUCGAGUCGAACUUCCGCCCUCGUCCCAGCCCAAGUCUGGAGGAGAUAAUCAAGCCCGAAUCGGAUGAAGGCCUGCCCGAUGACCUCGUCGGCCCCUUUUUCUGGUUCCUUGUCGGUCUCAUGCGGGCGGUGGUCGACGCACCCGCUAGCCAUGACCGCAACGCAGCACCUCAGGGCGACAAGGCGACGAAGGAGGUCGCGCACGCGACGGAGCGCCACGUCGAGAGGCACCGCGAAUAUCUGAUCAAGACUCUUGUCGAAGACGUGGAUUCCCUCGAACUUCUCCGUCCUCUGGCGAUGACCAUCAUCACUCAUCCUAAGCUUGCGGCUCUCUCGACUUUAACGGACGCGCUUGCCGAUAAGAUGGCUUUACUUCUGCGCCGACUGGCUUCCGGGGACAGUACGCAGUCACCCACCGAUGCUGGUCAGCCGCAAGGUGUUGACGCAGGGCCCGGCGAUCAGCCACCGCAGGACCUCGUUUGGUGCAUGUGGGUGGAUGCCUUCUGCAGGGGUGCCGGACAAGCGAGCGCGACACCCUCCGAUGCGCUGCAUGGUGCAUUGCUCUCCUUGAGCCGCAUCCACCAAGACGCAUGGGCACGGGAGGUCGACUCCACUCAUUCGCAGCCACUCUCUCUACCCAAGAGUAUGACGCUGCGAAGCCCGCGAAGUCGCGAAGUACUCGCAGAGCUGGUGCCGAACGCUCAAGCGGUAUUUUCGGAUCCAAUACUAGUAUCCGUUCCACCCAUACUGCGUCGCACACAUCGACUCGAUGUCACUGGCUCUGACUCUCUCGUUCCCAUGACGGAGAUUGUCACGGUCGACGAAUGCCACAGGCGAAUGAGAGCAGACAUGCCUGCAGACGACGCUCAGAGUCAUGCUCCGGACGCUGGGAAGUUGGAAGAUGAUGGCGCAGUCGGCCAGUGGACGAUCUUCAGGAGAUAUUCGGCUAUGACCACUACCCGCGUUUACUCUGCCUUGCGGUGGACUCGCCGCCAUCUAGCUUCAACUCAAAGGUCAGAGGUGGUCGACGAGGAAAUGGCUUCGCAUUCGUGUUACCUAGCGCCGCAAACACGUUCUAGCGACAUUGAAAGCGAUAGUCCUGGUCGGGGAAUUGGUGAGGAGGUGCAGAGGGCAAACUCUUGACCACGACAAACGUUGAAACAAGGGCACGCCGACGUAUGUAUCUCAGGAUUGUUUUUGCUAAAUCAUCGUAUGUACUAUAUCAUAUGGGCAUCGGAAACGACUUUUCGCCGUUAUAUUUGC
Molecule: messenger RNA, 3372 nt
Organism: Schizophyllum commune H4-8
Lineage: Eukaryota; Fungi; Basidiomycota; Agaricomycetes; Agaricales; Schizophyllaceae
Exons: 7
Coding region: 79-3252 (1057 amino acids)
Source: RefSeq, a predicted model, not a curated record